Molecule: messenger RNA, 1170 nt
Organism: Aspergillus pseudoviridinutans
Lineage: Eukaryota; Fungi; Ascomycota; Eurotiomycetes; Eurotiales; Aspergillaceae
Product: Zn(II)2Cys6 transcription factor
Exons: 1
Coding region: 1-1170 (389 amino acids)
Biological process (GO): regulation of transcription by RNA polymerase II
Molecular function (GO): DNA-binding transcription factor activity, RNA polymerase II-specific; zinc ion binding
Source: RefSeq, a predicted model, not a curated record
AUGGCCAAAAAACUGACAUGCAAGCAGUGCGAUGAGAAAAAGCCGACCUGCACCAAUUGUCGCCAGCAUGCAGUCAUCUGUGAUUAUGCCACUGAAACAGCUGCACCAUCCCGACCACCGCGCCGACAAUAUCGCUUCAGACCGUCCAGAUACGAAAUCCAGAUAGACCCGUCAAGUACCACGGACACCAGCAUACAGUCACCCAGUCCAGGACCGACUCCCCCUCCACCUCUAGAGAGCAUCUCCCUGGCAGACCUGCAACUCUUCCACCACUUUGUCACCUCAACCGCCAGAACCGUGACAGAAGGACAAGACCGCAAACACCUAUGGGACAUCCACGUCCCGCAAUGGGGCUUUGCCUUCCCGUCUAUCCUGCAUCUCAUCCUCGCGCUCUCCGCCCUCCACCUGGCGCACCAGCAGCCGGCCAUGCGCGCCCAGUACCUGAAACAAGCAGACGACCACUUCACCUUCGGCGUCCGCUCCGUGACCACCGUGCUCUCCAACCUGAACGAGAACAACUGCCAGUACAUCUACAUCUCGGCCGUGCUGAUCUGCCUCGUGUACUUCGGGCAUGGCCCGCGCGCAGGCGAGUUCCUCGUUUUCAGCGCCUCCGGACAGGCGGAGUGGCUUGUUCUCAUGCGCGGGGUGAAAUCGAUUGUGGAAUCCAGGCGUGCGGAGGUAUUUUCGGGUGUGUUGGCGCCUGAUGCACUGGAGGGGGAGGCUCAGGUAGACUCGGAGUUGGCGGAGGAGCUGGAGCGGCAUAAGGAGCGGAUUCGGGUUGUCCAGGUGUUGAUCCGUGCGGAGACGGGCGACCCAGCAAUUAAAGAGAUGUACGAUUCGGCCCUGUAUGAUCUGCUGCAUAUCUUUGAUGAGGUAUAUCGGAUGAGAGCCGCAGGAAAGCAGGGGGUGAAUCUGAUGCAUCUGGUCAUUGGGUGGUUGUAUCGGCUUUCGGAAGAAUUUGUCGAGUGGCUGGAGGCGAAGGAUCCGCUUGCGCUGGCUGUUUUGGCUUACUGGGCUAUUCUUCUCAAGUACAUGCAGUCUUCGUGGCUGAUGACGGGGUGGGAUGAGCAUGUUCUGGCGGGUAUCCAGGCUUCUCUGCCAGAGGAGCAUCAGCGUUGGAUUGAGUGGCCGGUAGAGUGUAUUUUCGGGGAUAGGCAACCUGGUGUAUGA